AUGAUAUCUGUGUUGAUUCAACUUCCUAAUAAAAUAUCCUCAGAGCAGGAAUCUUUGUUGGUUAUUAAGAGACUAUUAGCCAUUUCUGUAUCAUCUAUAACAUACUUAAGAGGGCUGUUCCCAGAAAGCUCAUAUGGCACUCGUUAUCUUGAGGAACUUUGUUUAAAAAUUCUUCGAGAAGAUAAAAGCUGUCCAGGAUCCCUACAAAUUGUUAAGUGGAUUCAAGGAUCUUUUGAUGCAUUGGAGAAAAAAUAUCUACGAAUGGCAGUCCUAAUGUUUUACACUGAACCCUGUGAUCCUGAGAGUGUGACUGAACUUUAUCAAUUCAAAUUCAAAUACACAAAAGAAGGGCCGAAAAUGAAUUUCAUCAGCAAUAGAACUAGUGUUGAAGGUAUAUUGAAGAAUGAAGACUUAAAAGUGGCUGGCACAUUACUACUCCGCAAACUUUAUAUCCUGAUGCAGAAUCUGGGACCUCUUCCUAAUGAUGUCACAUUGACCAUGAAACUCUAUUAUUACUCUGAUGUAACCCCUGCGAGUUACCAGCCCCCAGGUUUUAAAGAAGCACAGUCUCUCAAUAGCCUAAUAUUUCAGGGGGACCCUGUAAAUUUGAAAGUUGGGUCUAUCGCCACAGAUUUUCACAGCAUGAAGAUUAAAGUUACCACUGACACUGAGAGAACGACAACUAUGGGUGAGAAACUAAUGGAAAAAAAUAGUACGGCGAUAUCUCAUCAGGGGCUGGAUUGUGAUGAAGAUAAUGAGGAAGGGAGUUGCAGCUUAAAUACACCAGAAAUAUUAUUAAAUGAUUACGUCAGCUGGCUAUCUUCGAGACUGUGA
This is a messenger RNA of Bombina bombina (fire-bellied toad), 834 nucleotides long. RefSeq names its product HORMA domain containing 2 (gene HORMAD2). The transcript has 10 exons. The coding region runs from base 1 to 834 and encodes 277 amino acids. The record is from RefSeq and is a predicted model, not a curated record. NCBI's taxonomy places the organism in Eukaryota, Metazoa, Chordata, Amphibia, Anura, Bombinatoridae.